AUGGCAACUACUGGAGGAGUGCUUUCUUUUGUGAAGGGAAUAGAUUUCUCGAGAAAUGAUUUUUCGGGUGAUCGAUUUCCUCAUGAGUUGGAAGCAUGCACGCAAAUGACAUGGCUUAAAUUGAAUCGAUCACAAUUGGAAAGGGUCCCAGAUGAAUUAUCGAGGUUGACAAAUUUGGAACAUUUACAAAUGUCGCGCAACUCGCUCACUUCCGUACACGGAGAGCUUUCUGAUUUACCGAGACUUCGCUCGGUUAUUGUUCGGCAUAAUAAUAUAAAAACUUCUGGAAUUCCGACAGAUAUCUUUCGAAUGAAAGAUCUUACAAUCAUUGAUUUCAGUCAUAAUCAGUUGCGCGAGGUACCACCAAAUUUGGAAUAUGCUAAAGGGGCGAUUGUCAUGAAUUUGUCCUAUAAUAAUAUAGAAAAUAUCCCAAAUCAGGUCUUUGCCAAUUUGGUCGAUCUUAUUCAUGUGGAUCUUUCUAACAAUAAAAUUGACAUGCUACCACCGCAGAUUCGAAGAUUAACCCUUGUACAGGUUUUACUUCUUUCCAACAAUCCGAUGUCUCAUUUUCAAUUGAAGCAAUUGCCAAGCAUGAAAGCUUUACGUGUGCUUCAUAUGCGAAAUACAAAUCGAACUCUUGAUAACAUCCCGCCAAUACUUGAUGAUCUUGAGAAUUUGAUGGAUGUGGAUUUCGCUGAAAACAAUUUGCCGAAAGUGCCAGAAGCGUUGUAUAAGUUGAAAAAGUUGAGAAAGUUGGACUUGAGUGGGAACAAGAUUAGUAAAAUCGAACUCUCGGAUGGCUUUUGGGAAUCACUGGAGACAUUGAAUUUGUCCUCGAACGAGCUCACCGUACUCCCCGAAGGAAUCAUUCGAAUGACGCGAUUGCAGCGCCUUUACGCCAACAAUAACAAACUCACAUUUGAAGGAAUUCCUAGCGGAAUUGGAAAGCUGAUACAAUUAACCGUUUUACACAUGUCGCACAAUAAUUUGGAGCUGGUUCCUGAAGGAUUGAGCAGAUGUGUCAAGCUUCAACGCCUCCGCUUAGAUCACAAUCGACUUUUCACAUUGCCCGAGGGAAUUCACUUGUUACCAGAUUUAGCCGAAUUACAUUUACAUGGAAAUGAGGACUUGGUGGUCCCACCGAAGCCAAGUGAGAAACGUCGAGCUCUCGCUUUUUACAACAUUGAUUUCUCGUUGCAAGGACAGAUGAGAAUGGUCGGACAAUUGAAGAGUGAAAAAGAGCACUCGUCGACCUCGUCGAUCGGCUCGGCGCACAAAGAUGUGGUACAACGCAAAAAGGAUUUUAUUCGUCGACGUCGCCAUCAGGCAGAUGAAAACAGCGCAGACAAAGUGAUCAAGGGAAUGACGAAAAUUGCCGGUGCUACAGCUGAAAUGAAGGAACGCGAGAGAGAGGAACAGGAGAAUGCAGGAAGUCUUUCGAAACCACAAAAUUGGAAGGCUCAUUUGGAGCGAAGUCGAAAUAAAUUGGAUUACUCGGAUAUUUUCGAGGAAGACGUUGGAACUUCGGAGGGACUUUGGAUGUGGGAAAUCGACAAGUUUUAUCCGUCUUUGAUUGAGCCCGAAUUCCAUGGACAAUUCUUCGAGGCGGACGCCUAUCUUGUGUUAAACACAACAGUGGAGACAACUGGCCAGCUUAAACACGAAAUUUAUUACUGGCUUGGUGAACACGCAUCUUUGGAUCGAGCAAUGUGCGCAGCAAUGCAUGCAGUUGGAUUAAGGAAUCAUCUCAAUGCCACAUGCAGAACAACUCGCGAAGAACAAAAUGAAGAAAGUGUGGAAUUUCUUUCACUCUUUGGUGAUGAGAUUAUUUACUUGGAGGGAGCGCGAACGACUUCUGGUUUCUUUACAGUCGAAAAGAAAGUACAUAAGACCAGAUUAUAUCGAGUUUCGGUAAACGGUACGGCUAUUGAGAUGGAGCCGGUGGGCGUCUCCUCUCUAUCACUUGACCCACGAUACGCGUUCUUGCUCGACGCAGAGAAAACCAUUUGGUUAUGGAGUGGUAAAAAAAGUCGAAUCACUGUUGCAAACAAGGCUCGCCUCUUUGCUGAAAGGAUGAACAAACGUGACAGAAAAGGAGCGGCCGCCAUUGAGAAUUGUUCCCAAAGUCAAACACCGGAAGAGUUUUGGCUAGCUUUGACCGGAGUAUCAACCCCACCAGAAGAUCCAAUUGUUGAACACGUUCCUGAUGAUUUUGUCCCAGAAAGGAUGCGACUUUAUUUGGUGCAAAUCGGAAUGGGUUUCUUGGAGUUACCGCAAGUCGAACUCAAACACGGAGUUGCUAAACAAGAAAUGCUUCAAACAAAAUGCGUGUACUUACUUGAUUGCUCAUCAGAUGUCUACCUCUGGACUGGGAAAAAGGCGGGGCGAUUACUGAAAAUGGCUGGACAGCGGCUCUUGACGGAAUUGUACAAAAUGUUGCAACGGCCGGAACACGCUGAAAUCAUUCGAGAAAACGAAGGAGAAGAAUCGACAAUGUUCCGAUCAAAGUUUGCCUCAUGGGAUGAUAUCAUUCCGGUUGACUUCACGAGAACCGCUGAUUCCGUACAAAGACGAGGUGCCGAUACAAAGAUUAUUCUCGAGCGCGAUAAGAUGAAGACAGACUUGACUCAUCUUUUCCUCGAACGAAAUCCACCGAUGUCCAGUACGGAUAGCGAAGAACUGUUGAAAGAAUGCAAUGAAGAUCUUGAAUUGAUUGAAGGAUUUGUUUUGGAAGGAAAGAAGUUUGUGCGUUUGCCCGAACAAGAAUUUGGAACUUUUUAUACAACCGAUUGUUACGUUUUCUUGUGCAGAUAUGCGGUUUACGGUGAUGACGAUACUGACCUCGAAGAUGAAGAGGAAGCACCUGACGAGAAAGCUGACGAUUUCAAAUGUGUCGUUUAUUUUUGGCAAGGACGAGAGGCGAGCAAUAUGGGAUGGCUUCACUUCACGUUUAGUUUACAACAAACAUUUGAACGUCUUUUUAAAGAUAAACUUGAGGUGGUUCGUAUGCAUCAGCAGCAGGAAAAUCACAAAUUCCUGGCUCACUUCAAUAAAAAGUUCCUCAUUCGAUCUGGGAAACGACGCCCAGCGAAAGGCGAAAAACCUGUUCCAAAAGUUGAACUUUUCCAUAUGCGUGCAAACGGAUCCUCAUUGUGUACGAGGACAAUUCAAGUCAAAGCGAAAGCCACUUCAUUGUGCUCGGGCUUUUGCUACAUUUUGCACUACGAGCCAACCGAGGAAAUGGUAGAUGACUUAGAAAAAACUUGGGUCUGGAUUGGAAAUGAGAGCGAUGUGAACGAGCAUACACUUUUACAAGAGAUCGCUGAAAAAAUGAUUCACCAAGAAGAAACGUCUGUGGAAAUUAUCAAAGAAGGUGACGAACCUGAAGAGUUUUGGGAACGGCUAGGAGGUCACAAAAGAUACAAGACUGAUGCAUCGUUUAUGAACUACACGCGUCUCUUCCGAUGCUCGAAUGAAAAAGGCUAUUUCUCUGUAUCUGAAAAGACUGUCGACUUUUGUCAGGAUGAUCUCAACGACGAUGAUGUCAUGAUUUUGGACAAUGGCAUAAUUGUAUACCUUUGGCUUGGCUCAAAGGCGUCUGAUGUGGAGAUCAAACUUUCAUACAAAGCCGUCAAUGUUUACACGGCCCAUCUUCGAAUGAAACAACCGGAUCGACCUCGUACAAUAAUGGCCACGCUCAAGGGCCGUGAAACACACCGAUUCACGAAAUGUUUUCAUGCAUGGGGAAAUCACAAGAACUAUGCGGUGGAA
Messenger RNA from Mesorhabditis belari, 3771 nucleotides. The record is from the annotation of a GenBank genome assembly. NCBI's taxonomy places the organism in Eukaryota, Metazoa, Nematoda, Chromadorea, Rhabditida, Rhabditidae.